This is a messenger RNA of Brassica rapa (field mustard), 1162 nucleotides long. RefSeq names its product putative F-box/kelch-repeat protein At3g27910. Gene Ontology annotation, molecular function: protein binding. Lineage: Eukaryota; Viridiplantae; Streptophyta; Magnoliopsida; Brassicales; Brassicaceae. The record is from RefSeq and is a predicted model, not a curated record.
AUGUUUUCCCCAGUUUCUGCAAACGCCGGAAACCCACCACCAAAAUGCAACAAACCGACUGUUUCGUCUCUUCCACUGCCAGAUGAUAUCUCAAUGAUUUGCUUAGCGUACGUUCCAAGAUGUGACCACCCUUCACUCUCUGAAGUCUGCAAGACUUUCAACCAAAUCAUCGCUUCCUCGGAGCUUAACCGCGUACUCGCGACCAAAAACCUAUUUGGUACACUCUCAACCAAAAACCCUCCAAAGAAGAGUCUAACUCUUUGAACCAUAAGUUGGUUCCGUAUCCUUCUUUCCCUUGUCUGCCUUGUUGGGGGUCUAAUGUUAUUCAUCGGUCGAGAGAUGUACGUUUUCGGUGGAUGCAUCGACGAUGAGUUAACCACUGAUGCUUUUGCUAUUGAUUGUAUAACUCGCACGUGCCGGUCUCUUCCUAGCAUGCGUGUGGCUCGUGGCUGCGCUGCUUUUGGUGUUGUGGAUGAGAAGAUUUAUGUACUCGGAGGGUGUAACAAGAAGAAGUCGUCGAAAGAUUGGCUUGAGGUUUUCGACCUCAAGAAUCAAACUUGGGAAAGCUUUCCAGGUGUGUGCAACAAAAAUUUGCACGAGAUAACGCUCAAUAGUUUUGUGAUGAACGAGAAAAUUUAUAUAAUGGAUCGUAUAAGAAGCUUUGUGUAUGAUCCGAAGAAAAAUAAAUGGGCGAGUGAAAGCUCGUUGAACAGUGGAUGGGUAGUUGGUUCGUGCGUUAUUGACAACAUGUUGUACACUUUCGGAAUUGAGAAAGGAAUUAGCGUGUACGAUCCGAAAGCUAGGACAUGGAGAAAACUGAAAGGUGUUGAUGAGGAUCUACCUGACAUGCGUGGUAUUCAAGGAGGGUCUAGAAUGGUGAACCAUGGAGGGAAACUAGUGAUUUUGUUUAAGCGUAAUGAAAGUGGGGAAACAAGGAUUUGGUGUACAGAGAUUGCGUUGGAGAGGCGUGGACAAGGAGAGCAUUGGGGGAAGGUUUUGUGGACUAAUAUUGUAGCUACUUUUGAAAACUCCCCCACCAUUGUUCAGUGUGUAGAUGUCAUCAUAUGAUUAAUCAUGUAUGCUUUCCUAGUUGAGUAUGCUCGACUUUGUGUUGUUUAUCUCAUACCCUUUCUCUAAUGAAUUAGACUCUUUUGAUUUUCUA